UUUUUGCCAUAAAUACACCCUCAAAUCCCUCCUAGACAGCCUUAUUCACACAUAGAAGCACUAGACAGAAUGGCUCCAACCAUCCCCCGCUUCGCCACCCGCGCAGUCCACGCUGGCACCGCCCCAGACUCCUCCACCGGCGCCGUGAUCUCGCCGAUCUCGCUGUCGACCACGUUCGCGCAAUCCUCCCCCGCCGUCCCCGUCGGCGCGUUCGAGUACUCGCGCUCGUCGAACCCGAACCGGGCCGAGUUUGAAGCCGCGGUCGCCGCGCUCGAAGGCGCGCAGCACGGCCUCGCGUUCGCGUCCGGCAGCGCAGCGACCGCGACCGUCCUCCACGCGUUCGCGCCCGGAUCGCAUGUGAUUUCGGGCGCGGACGUCUACGGCGGCACGCACAGGUACUUCACCAAGGUCGCGCAGUCGCACGGGCUAGCGACUUCGUUUACGGACGACGUCGUGCGCGAUCUGCCGUCGCUUGUGCGUCCGGGGAUCACGAAGCUGGUCUGGCUCGAGACGCCGUCGAAUCCUACGCUUUCGGUGACGAGUAUCCGAGCCGUGGCCGAGCUGGCGAGAGAACAUGGCCUUGUGCUGGUUAUCGACAAUACCUUCCUCUCGCCGUACCUACAGACGCCUCUCGCGCACGGCGCAGACAUCGUCGUGCACUCGGUGACAAAGUACAUUAACGGCCAUUCCGACGUCGUGAUGGGCAUCGCGCUCAUGAACGACGACGCGCUCUUCCACCGCAUCCAGUUCCUACAGAACGCGAUCGGCGCGGUCCCCUCUGCAUUCGACUCCUGGCUCGCGCACCGCGGCCUCAAGACGCUGCAUCUGCGCUCGCGCGCAAGCUCGCUCAACGCACAGAAAGUGGCAGAGUUUUUGCAGAGCGGGAUCAAGACCGGCACGGUCCUGCACGUCAACUACCCCGGCCUCGACACGCACCCGAACCGCGCCGUCGUGCUCGAGCAGCACCGUGACGGGCUCGGCGGAGGUAUGAUUUCGUUCCGCGUGGCGGGCGGGCAGAAAGCUGCCGAAAAGUUCUGCCAGUCGACAAAGAUCUUUGCGUUGGCGGAGUCGCUUGGCGGAGUAGAGAGUCUUGUUGAGGUUCCGGCGCUGAUGACGCACGCGGGUAUCGAUCCGGCGGAGAGGGCAAAGACUGGCGUGUUUGACGACCUUAUUAGACUCAGUAUUGGAAUCGAAGACGGCGAGGAUUUGGUUGAGGAUGUAGCGCAGGCACUGCAGCAGGCUGUUGGGGCGGCAAAGGGUAAUGGAUAUCACUGAGCGCUUGCUCUUCUGGCUUGGAUAUAAGGAGUAGUGGUGUUUAUCUGCGUAUAUAGCUGUUAGUAUUCGUAUAUAGCUGUUAUUGUUUGUAAUCAUUAUAAUAUAAACUGUUUUGUACAUCU
Molecule: messenger RNA, 1397 nt
Organism: Myxozyma melibiosi
Lineage: Eukaryota; Fungi; Ascomycota; Lipomycetes; Lipomycetales; Lipomycetaceae
Product: cystathionine gamma-lyase
Exons: 1
Coding region: 70-1275 (401 amino acids)
Biological process (GO): transsulfuration
Cellular component (GO): cytoplasm
Molecular function (GO): carbon-sulfur lyase activity; pyridoxal phosphate binding
Source: RefSeq, a predicted model, not a curated record